Dermacentor silvarum is the source of this 1103-nucleotide messenger RNA. Its product is annotated as estradiol 17-beta-dehydrogenase 8-like. The transcript has 3 exons. Gene Ontology annotation, molecular function: oxidoreductase activity. Bases 132 to 893 code for a protein of 253 amino acids. Lineage: Eukaryota; Metazoa; Arthropoda; Arachnida; Ixodida; Ixodidae. The record is from RefSeq and is a predicted model, not a curated record.
CAGCUGUGACUGCGUGCUCUGUUUCCUCUUGGAUAGUGACGUAUAUACGGUGCUCUCAGUCAGCGUGGCUGCGCCAGCGGGACAGGACAGGCGUUUGGCGUUCUGCGGUGAACAUUUCUCAAACGGCUAAAAUGUCUUUCAGCGGACGCCUCGCACUCGUGACGGGUGGCGCAAGUGGCAUCGGAGCAGCCGUCUGCCGCAUGCUGGCUGCCGAAGGUGUGACCAUCGUGGUCGCCGACAAGCAGCUGGAGGCUGCACGCCAAGUGGCCGAGUCCCUGCCAGGCGACGCCAAGCACCAAGCCAUCUACGUGGAUGUCAGCGACACGUCGUCGGUGGAGCACCUAUUCAACUGCAUCAGGGACUCGUAUUCUCAGCCGCUCAGCAUAGUCGUAAACUGCGCCGGCAUUCUCCCUAUGGCGCCUCUCGUCGACACCACUGUUGAGCUCUUCGACAAUGUCAUCAGAGUCAACUUGAGGGGUACCUUCCUGAUCAACCGAGCCGCCGCCCGAGAGAUGGUACGCUCAGAAAAGGCAUUGCCUGAAGGAGGCGCUGCUAUCGUUAACGUGGCCAGCAUCUCAGCCAAAGGCGGUGGUUUUUACUGCAGCGCGUACGCCGCUUCUAAAGCCGGCGUCGUGGCUCUGACGAAGUCGGCGGCUCAAGAGCUGGCGAAACACGGCAUCCGCUGCAACGUGGUGCUUCCCGGUUGGACGGACACGCCCAUGACGGCUCCAGUAAUCGAAAGGCACCGAAACAUCGCCGUAUCCAUGACGCCCCUUAGGAGGGGAGCCGUGCCAGAGGAGAUUGCCGAAGCCAUCAAAUUUCUGUGCUCGCCCACAGCCAGCUCAUUUGUGACGGGCGCCGCAUUAGAAGUGAGCGGAGGACUCAACAUGUGAACCAACGAUAAUUCCACAUCAGUGGAGUGAACGUUAUCGGCUUAUAAGCAAGGUUUACUACAGAUCAUCCAGCUCCGGUAUCGGCCAAUAAAGCAGAACUAGGAGCGAAAUAGAAAUGUUGGCAUAUCCUGUAGUUUAUAAGAAGCAAGCAGGUAAAGAAUUCUAAAAUAUUAUUUCAAGCCACUUUCCUACUAUUACGUAAUAAAUAUU